Molecule: messenger RNA, 4302 nt
Organism: Salmo salar (Atlantic salmon)
Lineage: Eukaryota; Metazoa; Chordata; Actinopteri; Salmoniformes; Salmonidae
Product: mitogen-activated protein kinase 15
Biological process (GO): protein phosphorylation
Molecular function (GO): MAP kinase activity; ATP binding
Source: RefSeq, a predicted model, not a curated record
GUUCUGGCCUCACAACAGCUUGUGAGCGUGUCUUCUUCGUUGAGGUUUAACAGUGGUUGGCAUCAAUACAUGUUGCAUUACUGCCACCUACUAGACUGGAGUACAACUCCCUUAUACUUUGCUUGAAAAAAAAUAAAAAAUAACCUACCAUCUAACACAACGCUCACAAAAAAUAACACCACCCUUUAAAUCUAUUUAGUCCUACCUCAGGCCAACAACCUGAAAUAAUGGAACUACCACUUAACACUCUUCUGAUGUCUCGCACACUCAUACCUCUGCAGCUGCCACCACAACCUCUGUACUGGUACAGAUCUACUACUCACACCACUCCUCUCAGAAUCCCUACCCCUUGACCCAUCUUCCUCUACUUUCUUCACUGCCUCAGCGUAUGACAACUUCUGCACUACUGUAACCCUGAAACGUCAACCUGGCUCUCUUGCAUGGGACAUUUCUGAUCCCCAGCCACAUGGGCACCCCUACAAUUAACACAUACCACUACUUUCCUCAAUGUUACACAUUCCUUUGUCUCAUGCCCUUUGCACACUUCUCACACAUAGGAACCUCCCUCCUACACACUGCUGCCACAUGCCCAUAAGCUUGACACCUGUAACAAUGUGAUGUAUUUGGCACAAAAGCUUGUACAGGAUAUAUCCUAAAAUCAAUUUGUCGGGCAACGACUCAACAUCAAAACUCAAAAGAACAGACAAUGACUUCUGUUUCACCACUCACGCCACACAAUCUGUGUUGCAUCAAACACCGGGAAUCUUCCCCUUCAGUUAGUCAACUUUUACAUUUACUGCUACCCCAGUAAUCACUCCUUUCACAUUUCUUGACCCCAUUCGUUUAACGCAGAGCACCUUCUCCCUCUGACCAGCAGAAACACAAAUUAUCACAAGACCACUUCUGGUUACCCUCACCAAUGAUUCCACAGCACCCAACUCUGUUUUCACCCACCCUGAAACCACAAAUGGAUCAGCCAAAAGGCAAGGGUCCAGUUUUUCCAAAAGCUUCACUCCUGUCACAGACUCAUCUUUAUCCUGACCCUCGGUGCAAGCCUCGGGCUCCGAGAACUUCACCACACCUACCACCUCUGAUACUUCAACCUCAUUCGCUUCCAUUUCUCCUUCUGUCUUCAGCUCACUCUGUUUUACACUUUCUACCAUUCUUCUUUAAAAAACCAUAUCCUUUUUUUCUGCCAUUUUUAACCGACUCAAGCUCAAGCUCACCCUCUUCCUCCCCCUCUCUCUCUUAGACCUCCUCAGCCUAUUUUUCCCUCCUCUGUAUUCCAAGUAUAUGUCGCCUUAUGAUAAUACUGCACUUCUCCUGCCACACAUCUUGUUCUUGCCUUCUCAAGGGAUGCCGUUUAAAAGUCUGUCACAAUCUCCGUACAGUCAGCACGAACCCCGCGGGAUGUAGCGCUCAACAGUGCAUCCCACUUAUCGAUUCAUAAAAUAAAGCGUACGGCUCCUUUAAAAGCUUUGGAACGGUUGUCACUAGUUACCCAAGCUACAAAGUCAUAAACCCCGCCUACUUCUACAAUAUAUCUAAUUAAAAAGUUAUUUUAAUCGUGAAUUUAACCACACUGCAAACCUAAUGCCUAACCUUAAAUUAAGACCAAAAAGCUCUUCUUUUUUUUGUUCCAUUAAUUGUUACGAUAUAGUACAUUUUGACUUCGGAAACCUUACAGCAGCGUAUAGUUGCGUCUCCAGGACGACAAACAAUUACAAAACGAGCCGAUAUGCUUGUUUGUAUCCAGCAAUCAACACCUGUCGCCGAUAUCCUUGAACCGGACUGUUUCAGAACUUUCAAAAAAGACCAUCGAAUUUCGACUUGUGGCUGACCGUUACAUUGUAAUUACCAAAAAGGAAUGAAAAACAUUGCAUAAGAGUUAACUAUCUAAACAAAUAAUUAGGAUGAACGUCACGGAAGUGGAGGAUCAUAUUUCCAUGAAAUAUGAAAUAAAGAAAAGACUUGGCAAGGGGGCAUAUGGGAUUGUAUGGAAGGCUGUGGACAGACAGACAGGAGAAGUUGUGGCUGUAAAGAAAAUAUUUGAUGCCUUCAGGAAUAGGACUGAUGCCCAGAGGACAUUCAGAGAAAUAAUGUUUCUUCAGGAGUUUGGAGAUCAUGCCAACAUCGUCAAACUGCUGAAUGUCAUCAGAGCUCAAAAUGACAAAGAUAUUUACCUGGUCUUUGAAUACAUGGACACCGACCUGCAUGCGGUGAUAAAGAAAGGCAACCUGCUGAAAGACAUCCAUAAACGCUAUGUCAUGCAUCAACUCCUUAAGGCCACCAAAUACCUGCACUCAGGCAAUGUCAUCCACAGAGACCAGAAGCCUUCCAAUAUUCUACUUGACGCGGAUUGCUUUGUGAAACUUUGUGACUUCGGUUUAGCGAGGUCUCUCUGCCAGAUCCAGGAGGAUGCUGGGAACCCGGCGCUGACCGAGUAUGUGGCGACGCGGUGGUACAGAGCUCCUGAGAUCCUGCUGGGCUCCACAAGAUACACAAAGGGGGUCGACAUGUGGAGUAUAGGCUGUAUCCUAGGAGAGAUGCUACUUGGGCAGCCCCUUUUCCCUGGAACUUCCACCAUCAACCAGAUAGAGAAAAUCAUGAGUGCAAUUCCACACCCUAGCCCAGAGGACAUACUUUCGAUCAGAUCUGAGUAUGGUGCCUCUGUGAUUCAGAGGAUGCUACUGAAGCCCCAGGUGCCUCUAGAGGAUCUUCUGCAAUCGUCGGUGCCCCCGGAUGCCCUAGACCUGGUGCGUCGCCUGCUGGUGUUCAACCCAGACAAGAGGCUGAGCGCUGAGCAGGCCCUGCAGCACCUCUACGUCUCCAGAUUCCACAACCCAGCCAAGGAGCCAGGUCUGGACUCUGAUGUGAUCCUGCCUGUGGAUGAUGAUGUCCAGUUGUCGGUGGUUCAGUACCGUAAUAAACUGUAUGAGAUGAUUCUAGAGAAGAGGACCACAAGGAGAAUACCACGUCAUGUAAUGCCGAGGAAGAAAGAGGAGCCUGUCUCUAGGUCAGGGUCUGGGUGUGACAGUGGAGACCAUGGGAGGGAAAGGCCCACUGGGAAGGACAAAGGAGGGCUGGAGCCAGUGUCUGGUGCUGGUGGAGGGGACCUUAGGGUUAAAUCCCCUCAUGAUAAGACAGAACACCAGGCUGCUCAUCCAGUUAUCACCGUACCUACCCCAGUACCUGUGUCCACCCAGCCGUCCCUGGAGAGGACCAGCCCUGCAGCUAGCCCCGUCAUGGGAAAGACUACAUAUAAUCCCAUCACACACGUUGCCAAUGGUUUUGUUCGAAAUCUGGCUGGACCACCUCACUAUUUUCGCUCCGGUACUGCCAGCAGGGAACUGGAGGGACAGACUAGUAAUGAAAAUGUAACUGUACCGCCAGCAGAGGGCGCUAUUCGCAACACUGUUUCUAUGGAGCAGAUUCUGCAGCACGGUCGCUCAGCCCCUGUCAGCCGUACCCGCUCCUUCUCCCUGACCCUCUCCCACCCUCAGAACAACCCACUGGUUCGCAGAGACGAGCCCUCUAUGUCCUCAGGGAUAUGUGUCACCUCUGCACGCCUGAACCAGCGGUCCCAGUCACGAGAGGCACGGCCCCCUCCUCCCAGGUUCAGUAAGAAGGUUUUCCAGUGUAACGCCAACAUGGAGGCUGCCGGGGAUCCCCGUGCCAAACUAGGCAGCUACCCUCAGGCUUACGGCACCAUCAACAAGACGGAACUGGACAACCUUAUGAGGAGUCGACACCAACAGUAACCACCACACUAUGCUGGAUGUAUGGGACACUGUCUGACAUCAGACAGGGAAAGAGACAAGGUGACGGAACAGGCUAGUGGAAAGUUGGGAGGAAAAUAUUAUUCCAAGACAUAAAAGUUCAGCAGCACAGAUUGAAGUAACCAUGGAGAUGGAAAUCCAUGGAGUAAAGUGGCAAUGAUUUAACACAGUCAAUUUAACCCCAUUUUCUUUAUGAAAUAAUGUCUUGUUGGGAAAUGGGGACUAUGGACCCUUAGUUUAAUGUAACUAAAUGUGCAAGUGUUUUACACCGAAAUGCUUUAUACUAGACUAGAGGGAACAAGACAUAGCAGUGUAAAUGUAUGUUAAUUUAGUCAUUCACUACUUUUGUAAAACGUAACAUUUGUAAUGUGUAUAAGUAAAUAACUAUUUUAGCCAUAAUUUCCUGGCAAGCAAAUUCAAUAUACUUUAUUGCAAAAUGGUGCUUCCAACACAGUAAAAUAAAUGUUGACAGUUGAUGUAUGAAAAGCAAACCUGUGGUUUCAUAUUAAAAAGAUGACCGCAA